UCGACCUAGGGGAAGCCCCAGGACCGGUUCAGAUAAUCGUCACUGGUGUUGGUGGCCGUGAGCGGGAAUCGAACUCGGGUUGCCGGGUUCAGUAGCGGAGUGGAGCGUUACCCGCUACACACAGACACAGAGACACACGGAUUUGCAAUACACAGACACACAUGGAGUUGCAACACACAGACACAGAUGGAGUUGCAACAGACACACAGAGACAGACACACGGAGUUGGAACACACAUACAGAGACAGACACACGGAGUUGCAUCACAGAGACACAGAGACACACGGAGUGACCUGCAUUAGACCGUGCCUUGCAACGGGGUUAUUCGGCGCACCUGCGCCUAUGGGGCCAUCCAUAAAUGACGUCACGCGAUUUUGGAUGAUUUUUGACCCCCCCCCCCCUCAAAUAUGACAUCACAAAGCUCUGCCUCCCCCCCGAAAAAAAUAUAAAACAAGCUUCAAAUCGCUUUAAACUAUUGUCAUUGUAGUGUGUAUUUAAUGUGGCGCUGCACUCUGAUGUUGUAGGAGAAAACAUUUAUCAAAAAGUAUAUUUAAUUAAGCAGAAAUUGUCUAUAUUUAUUUAAAGUUGCGCAUUUUGAUGUGACGUCACACUUCUCAACCCCUCCCCCCUCGUCACACAUCGUCACAAAUGUCUGACCCCUCCCCCCCCGGAGGUGCGUGACGUCAUUCACGGACGGCCCCUAUGACUUCACCACGCGUUCACUGAACGUCAGUCACCCCCAUCGCCGUUCACACGCAAACCCGUGGCUUUCACCCGAUGGGCGCGUCGCGUUCUGCACGUCAAGUGACCGAUUUCCGAGCAACAGUUGCUGACGUUACCUACUCCUGCCCUGCCACCACCGACAUCAAUCACCGAGUAAAACAUCCUCCCGUGUGCCCCGACUGGAGAGACUGGACGACCGAGGUUUGUACUUAUUUUAUUAUUAUUUUUAUUACACGCUUUUAUUUAACUCACUCUGUUGUUGUCGUCCCUGUUGUCGUAUUCUACCCACUUCCCAAUGUGGUAUCGACUGCAAACUUGGUAUACUUAUGUUAUACUGAUGACAAUACUAUAUUCUAUCAUAAAACUAUAUUUUUUAACGAUAUUUUUACACGCUUUCUAUUAACUCUGUCUGUUGUUGUCGUCGUUGUAUCCUCAAAUCUCUAUUUUAACCCACUUCCCAAUGUGGUAUCGACUGCAAACUUGGUAUACUUAUGUCUUACUGAUGACAAUACUAUAUUAUAUCAUAAAAAAUUAAAAAUAAUCUUUUUAAACGAUAUUUCUACACGCUUUCUAUUAACUCACUCUGUUGUUGUCGUGUCCUCAAUUCUUGUAACUCAAGUUUAACCCACUUCUCAAUGUGGUAAUCGUGCAAACUUGGUAUACUUAAGUCUUACUGAUGACAAUACUAUAUUCUAUCAUGAAAAAAAAUAAUUAAACAUGAUUUUUUGUAUGUUAUGUUUCCGCUUGGGUCUAAUUGUCCACGCUCAUCUGACGUUGGCUGUAAAUCACCACGGAAACCUUACGUUAUGCCAAGCCUCGGGGCCACUUCCUGGAGUCGUGGAGUUCUGCCAUUACUCUGAACUCCAAUGAUGGCGUCCAGCAUUGAACUCGAUCGGUUCUACAGCGAAGAGGUUGAGUUUCCACCUCGGCUGCUCGCUUCGUACAUCAACACUGCCAAAAGCGAGGUUGAUACACUCCUGGCGGGGAUGAGAAGCAUUCAGCGGCCAAACAUAGAUCCCUCGAUUCAAUAUCACAUCGUUCCAACCGGCAGCUCAUACGAAGGACUCAAGGUGAGGGGGGAUAUGGAGCUGGAUUUUAUGAUCAUUCUCUCUCACCCGGAAUUCAAGUUUAUCCCCAUCACCUCAUAUUACAAUGGCUAUCGUAAAAUAAAAGCUGAACAGCGACAACCACAAUUUCAACUGCAAGCUGCAACAAGUUGGGGAUCAUCAAGUCCCUCUCACUCAUUUGAAAAGAACUUUACCAGCAAUGGAUACCUGACACCAUUAAAAAUAUAUCAGUGGUUUCAGUCAUUAGCAGACAGAGCAGUCAAUCAUAACAAGUCUAAAUUUGUUAAAAAGCUUGUAGGCAACUUUCCAGCCCGUACACUCAUUUUAAACAUUUCGCCCGAUGUUGAAAUCUGCGUGGACCUGGUCCCAGCGAUCUACAUUGGCAAACGUCUCUUCGUGGUGGCCAAACCCUUGAAGACAUCCCCAAACCUGCUCCUCUGGAGGCUGUCGUUCUCGGUCUUCGAGAAAAAGAUCCUCCGCCAGCUUCUAAGCUCCUCCUGCCACCUGAAGGCCCUGAAGAUCCUCAAGUACCUGAGGGAGCACGACACUCGGCUGGAGGAGACGUCUCAGUUCGCGAGUGGAAUCUGUUCGUACCACCUGAAGACGGCCUCCCUCCACCUGCUCGCGCAGAGGCCGGACACGCCGGAGGGCCUGCACGAGCACCUGCACCAGCUGAUGGACUUCCUCAUUAAGUGCAUGCAGAAAAGGGAACUCAACCACUUCUUUAUGGGGAAUCCAUCGAGCCUGGUGAGGGACGUGCAAGUGCCCAACAGCAUUACCCAAGGAGAGUGCCACCUCAAUCUCUUCGGGGACACAUUUAUGAAUCGGAGCACCCUGAGCCAGGCGAGGGAGAGACUCAUCAGGAUUAAACGCUCUCUGCCUGCCGUAAUCCAACAGCAUGCUGGCCCUGGUGCCAUAAUUGUGGCACCAGUAUAUCACUAUAACGAGAUAUUGCAUCACGACGAUUUCGUAUCGCGGCGACCGCCGUCGUUUCAAAACUGGUCAAAUGUCCGCGGGCAAUUUGCUACCGCGUCAGAAGGAGAUGGCGGCAGCGGCCUUUGGCUGUACUCGCACCGCUGUUGUUGUUUGGUUGUUUGUUGUUGUUGUUUGGUUGGUUGUUUUUGUUUUGGUUUACUGUGGAUUCUGUCAACCGCUCCUUCUGUCCCCACUGUGGAAGCCUCGACUUGGGAAUAAAGAGAACAUCUGCAUCCCCCAUCAGGGGUGGGGAACGUCCGGCCCGCGGGCCGUAUAAGUCCCACGAAAUAAUUUGGUCUGGCCCUGCCAAGGCAACCGCACGACUCGAAAUUCAAUAAAAUUCAAUAAGUCUAGGAGCUUUUUGCAUAGCAACGUGAAUUUGAUUUUGUGUGGCCCGCGAAUGAUGUUAUAAAUAUUUAAUGGCACUUGGCAGAAAAAAAGGUUCCACACCCCUGAAUUUUAAUAGGUACCCAGAGUCAGUAACUGAACCCGGGUAUUUUAUUUUAAUAAUAUAAACGCCCAACUUUAUCUGUGAUGAAUAUGAUGAACGCUGCACUUCCUGUCGUUUUCAUGCAGGGGGCGCUGCAAACCUACGCGCUCCCCCUGCAUGAACGACGGAGGCACAGGGACAGACGUUCGAUUACGUUGGAAUUGAUCUGCAGACGGCAGUCUUCUCGCAUGGCCAGCAGCUCUAUGUCGCCUUAUCUUGAUCUCGCAAUCCCAAACAGGUGAAAGUCCGCAUCGAACCGAACCCCCAGCAAGGCCAUCUACUUAACGAUGAGAUCAAAUUCACACGAAAUGUCCUUUUCAAUGAAGUCUUCCAGAUAUAAAAUGAUAUAAGCUUUUAAUGAAUAAUUAAAAAAGUAUCUAAUUCAAAGCGUAAUACAAUUCAAAGAUGUUUCAUUUUAAAACUUCAAAACGGAGCAUUGGGUGCUUGCGUGAAUGCGUCGUUCAUGUGAAAACAUUUUCGUGACUUUCCUGGCCGACGGCCGUAAAUGGUUGUGAGGAGUCCCGCAGGCGCCCCCGGACAAACCCGAGUUUUAUAAACUUGGUAGUGAGUCAACAUUCUUAUAUACUUGGGGGCCGUCCAUAAAUGACGUCACGCACCUGAGGGGGGAGGGGGGUUGAGAAAUGUGACGUCACAUCAGAAUGCGCAACUUUAAAUAAAUAUAGACAACACGUUCUACUUAAUAAAAUAUACUUUUUGAUAAAUAUUUUCUCCUACAACAUCAGAGUGCCGCGCCACAUUAAAUACGCACUACAAUGACAAUAGUUUAAAGCGAUUUGAAGCAUGUUUUGUGACAUCAUAUUUGAGGGGGGGUCUGACUUU
This is a messenger RNA of Lethenteron reissneri (Far Eastern brook lamprey), 4095 nucleotides long. RefSeq names its product inositol 1,4,5-trisphosphate receptor-interacting protein-like. Lineage: Eukaryota; Metazoa; Chordata; Hyperoartia; Petromyzontiformes; Petromyzontidae. The record is from RefSeq and is a predicted model, not a curated record.